This is a messenger RNA of Formica exsecta, 1500 nucleotides long. RefSeq lists its product as uncharacterized. The record is from RefSeq and is a predicted model, not a curated record. Bases 213 to 1307 code for a protein of 364 amino acids. The transcript is spliced from 4 exons. Lineage: Eukaryota; Metazoa; Arthropoda; Insecta; Hymenoptera; Formicidae.
AACGACGUUGCAGAAUCUGCUCCGGGCUGCUCGAUUCCACAAAAAUAAUCUCACGCAGGAUUUCUGUCGCGGCGCGACAGCAAAGGAAUAAACGGCGUUUCGUCAUUCGCGGCGUCAUCCGUGUACGACCGUCUCUCACGUUCUGCAUAUAUGGCUUUGUGACAUUUUGCGGGCCGCACGCGCGAAUCGCACCCCGAAGAAAAAAAAAAAAGAUGGUCCAGCCACGCGCCUCGUCGAGCGUCGUCUACCUCCUGAUCGCGAUCGCGCAUCUCUCCACGUGCACGCGUCACGACAAUUACAACGAAUAUUCUCUCGAGAAUGAGAAGUUCUGUCAUCCUUUGAACAAGAAGCACUCGCACGACCUCCGCAAUGGUACCGCGGCGAUCGUCACGUCGCAUCACAUGUUCGAUCGUUGGAUCGUCAAACGCGAUCUUACGUGCACGUUCACCUUCAAGACCGCGAGGGGCGAGGGUCUCUUCGCGGUUAUCCACAAAAUGUCUUUUCGACGCAACGGCGAUCAGUGUUUGGAUUAUGUACGGUUUAAGAGAACAGACGGUCAUUCUACAGAAAAGUUCUGUGGAGAGAUAGACCGCCAGACAAUGUACCCGACAAUGUACUUUCCGGUUCCUGAAUCUGAAGAUAAUUCACAUAAUAUAUAUAUGGAUGAUACCUUGCUGCAAUCACAUGACAAGUAUGCCGAGUUUGAUUCCAUUAAGAAAUGGAAACCGUUUACAAUUAUGGAACCUGUUAAUAUAGAAUUUGAAACUGAGAUAUUCAUCUCCAAGGAGAGAUUGUUGAAUGGAGAAUAUCUGGAUCUUAGUAUAGUUUACACUCCAUACAGAAGUUGCAAGAAGAUGGAUCCCGAGCGAUACAAACCGGUUGGACAUAAUGUUUGCAUUCGGAAAGAAUAUCUGUGUGAUAUGACUUACAAUUGCCCGCUCGGUAUUUGUUCGGACGAAUUUAAUUGCUCACAUAUAAUCACCGAUCGGUUUCCCAGAGACGAUACUGCCACGAAAGUCACUGUAGGAGCAAUCACUACCAUGAUCCUCUGCUUUAUCAUUUUCAUCAUGUGUCUGUGGAUCUGUAAGAAAUCUCGCAAGUUGUGCUGGUCAUCGGAUUGCGCCGGUCCGAACAUGUGUUCGCGGCCGGAUUCCUUGCCGGACGCGGACGGAGGUCUGGGAUCCAAUCGCGCGGUACCCACGGCCCCUAUGCUGGAGGUCGCGGUAUCUUCCCCCGUUGCAAACAAGGAUCUGCCUCCCAGUUACGACUCGUUAUUCCCCGAACAGAGUAAUCCUGCCAGAUUGUAAGUUAUUAAAUCUGAUUAGAGUUAAGCGCGUUGAAUACAUCGUCUAAUGUUUUAAUUAGGCGCUAUGUUGCGUACACCCACGUGACGUAAGUUAGGCUGCUCUUUUCUCUACACACAUAUCUGUUCCACAAAGUGUGAACAAAAUUCUAUUGGAAAUAAGAGGGCCUUGAUAAAAAAAAAAAAAAAAAAUUAAU